CACUUACAGUAUAGAGGAUAUGGACUUUGAAUCUAUAUUUAUAUUACCUAAACCUUUAUUAAGCCUUUCCACAGAUGGAUUAAUAUUUAAUCAAAUAAUAUCAUUAAAAACAAAUGGGAGAAUUUUCAUGGCUGGACAAGAUGGUUGCUUAUAUGAAUUAUACUAUCAACUACAUAAAAAUUGGCUAGGCAAACGAGCAUGGCUUAUCAAUCAUUCUAGGGGAAAACUGUCGUCCUUUAUUUUACCAAAUAUCAGAAAUAUUUUCACAAACCCUGAUCCAUUGGUACAAAUAACUGUUGAUGAAAAUAGAAAUAAUUUAUAUGUCUUAUCAGAACGUGGCGAUAUUCAACUGUUCUACUUGGGCCUCGAUGGUAACGAAGCAUCCCAUAUAAUAACGAUUAAUCACGAGGAAACUCAUAAUAGAGCUAUCGCUAUAACUAAAUUAGUUGAAAGGGACAAUUUUGGAAAGAUCGUAUCUAUAGCGCCCAUAAGCGUUACUCAAUCCAAAAUCUUACAUUUGAUCGCUUUUACUUCCACAGGCUUUCGGUACUAUUUUAGCACUCGUUCUUACGAUACGGAACCCGACACCUGUCCUUUCAUGCUUAAAUUGAUUCAUUUAAGAUUCCCGCCUAGUUAUUCGAAUCCUACACCUUCCAAUAUGUACCAACCAUCGACAUUAAAUCCAACCGCCACAUCUUCGUUCAUUAAUUAUAACUCAUUUAAUCCAAGUAAAGGAAUCAACAAAAGGCCUAACAAUGUUUUCAGCGCUUUGUUGUCAAAAAGUACAAAUCUCAUGGUUUCAUCACCAAAUGAGAUAUCCGAUUUAUUAUGGAUUUGCAACAAUGACAAUUUCCCUUUUAGGCAACACUUAAUGGAAUCUCAGUCAAACAUCUCGAUUGACGGGAAGAUGUGGUGUCUGCAAAAAGUCAAACUUCCUUACUACGAAUUCAAAGCUUUUUCCCUCAAUCGUCCUUUUAUUCGGCGAUCGCCUAAACCUACUCGUCAACACCAAACAAUUCAAGAUUCCGCUAACGUAAUCAAUCAAGCUUGCCAAAACUUCACGAGCGCGUUUCAAAGGAAGCUCAAAAUACGGUUGUUCAACGAAAAUUCUCCGUUUAAUGACGAAAGUUUUCAAUACUCGUGCAAGACUAACCCUCCCAGGGCAUACCAGGAAAUUUAUAGAGAUCCUAAGCGUUUUGUUUGUAUUACUUCUCAGAAAGUAUUUUCUUUCGAAAUCGCUGACCCAACUGAUUUUCUGAAAGCCCUACUUACAAUAAAUAACGGAACCGUGAAUUGUCAGCAAAUUUUAUCGUACGUUCAAAAUCUAUCCCUCACGAUGCACGGAAAUUAUGAUUAUAGCCUAGCUCUAGUUAAUUGCUUGCAUCUAUUGUGCACAACGGGUCCCGGAGAACAACAAAUUUUAGAAUGGACUCUUCAGUUUUUAAACACUUACAAUAUCCUCCAAAACGCCACACAUCCUAACGCAUCUGCGAAAAAGGAGAACAAAAUUAAAGAUUUUUUUUCUUCUACUCCUCACACUACUCCCAAAUUCGUGGAUAAGAAAAAUAUCAGUGAUGUAUCUUACUUGGGAGGUGUUCCCAAAACUUUUCAAAAUGGUCGUACUUACGUAGGAGAAAAUUAUAGCGAUUAUAGAAAUAAAGACUUAUACCCGAAACCUUUGUCCGAAUACGAAAGUCCUAACAAGAAGUUUAGAUAUGCCGAAAAUCUUAAUAAUAGUAAUACAAAUUUUUUCCCCUCAUCACGUCAUGGUGUCAAUUUUCGAAACGUUGUCGAACCAUUAAUGCAAUAUCCUUUGCCCAUAACUCCCAUUCAAGAAGCUGUAUUUAGGUACUUUUGGAGAAUUGUGAGACCAGUAUGGAAUUCACCCAUUUGUAUAAGCUUGAUAGAUACUAUUGCCUUAAUUGGGCUCACUCAAGAACAAGCCAAGACAUCUAAAUUAUUAGUCCCAUUCACCAACUACGAAAGUUCUAACGAUUUGAAUCCGAAUCUAAAUUCAAAUCCUAACACGAGUUUCAAAAUAAUUUUCCCCUUGUUCACGACCGCCGAUUUUACCGUGCUGGCCGAAAGAUUGGAUGGGUUACUCAAAUUUUGCGAAACCUAUAAAGCACAGUUUCUCACGGAUUUAUUGAACGAAGCCGGCAGUCAAGUUGGGAUAGAUGAAAAAAAUGAUACCAAUUUUGGAAAAUCUUUCUCCAUUCACCAAGAUGCCUCAUUUAAUAAACAAAUGGAUAUAAGCCCCGUUGCGGCAUACCAAUCUUCUCCAUUUAACUCCUCCAAUUUUCAAAAAGAUUCAAAUAAACGCAAAAAUGUGUCAGCAUUUUCCCUCUCUACCAAUACUUACUAUACACCUGAAAAAGAUUCCCGCAGAUACUCUUUGGUCAAACAAACCUUUUGCGAUACAUUGUUAUACCUUAUCAGAAGGGCCAAGGAGUUAGCCAUUUUAUGGAAAUUAUUGAGCGAUUUUUCGCAUGAUAAUAUGCUGACCAAGGUUCUUUCAAACCUUCCAACGGAAGAAAGCGGUGAGUUAUUGGCCUCCACCUUUAGUUCGAUGCUGAUUUCGCACCAAUCCAUUUCACUUUACCCGGUCCCUAUCGAUAAUCUGCCCUUCCAUUCGCGACAAACCGAUUUUUCCAAUCAACAAAUCAUCAGACCUCGUUCCCAACUCCUUAACCGGGUUAUAUCGUCUUUCCUGAAUUACGCUUACAAUUUGAACAAAAAAAACGAGUCUAACAACGAAAAUUUUUACGAAGAUGAAUUUGAUGGCGGUAGUAACAAAGAAUGCGACAUUUUAGUCAAGAGAUUACAACAAAGUUGCCCAUCUUUUUACGGGCCCGACCAAGCGUCGAUAUCUAAGGCUAACGAAUACCUAAUAGCGGCCUCCACAGAAGCCGGUUUGGGCAGAGCAAAUAAGGAGCAAAAGUUAUGGUUCUUGAAAGAAUCGCUUAGACUGUAUUGUAGAGUUGAUCCCAAACAACUAAAUCUGUCUGACGUUUGUAAUCAAUACCUAAAUUUAGAUUUUUAUAAAGGCAUAUUGGAGUUAUGUUUAGCAUACGCUAAUAAUUUCAGGAAACCUUCAACGGAGCAAACCAAAUUAAACUCUAUCGUUUCGAAAGAUUAUCAGUUUUAUUACGAAAUAUAUUCUGGUCUCCCACCAUCGUUGCAUAAUACCACGUCUCCUCUUACUUCUCAAAACUUUCCGCCAGAUUUUGAAGAAAGACUCAAAUCUUACACCAUCAUCCUAAAUUCACUUAAACAAUUACUCACCACCGCUUCUCAACAUUCUCCGAUUAAACAGCAACACCAACAAAGGCUACAAUUCAAUCCAAAUCAAAAUAACUUUGUAACUUUUGUCAAUGACAAUACCAACAACGCCGAUUAUAACACAUCCUUUGGUUACGAAUCGGCCGAAAUGAAUUUGGUAGAUGAUAGCGAAAUAUUCCUUAGAGACACAGAACUGUGGCGGCAGGGAGAUAAGUCAUCAUUAUAUAAUAGGAUGAGAAUCAAACUUUUAGCCCUUCUUAAUAGAUGUUCUAAAUCGGAGGACGAAUUGUUUAGUUACCUCUUUUUUGAUUGGCUCAUUCAAAAUAAGUUAACAGAUUAUUUGAUAAAGUCAAAAUCAAAUUUCCUCGGUGCCUAUUUUGACAAUGUAACUGAUCGGGGAGGUCCUGGCUCUUUCAAAAACCCAACCGAAGUAACGGAAAUGCUAAAAUUAAAAUGGAAGUAUCAGCAGGCUCAGAAACGAUAUCUAAAGGCCGCUUAUGUACUGAAUACGUUAGCUGAACGCGUUGACCAAGAUAUAGACCUCAAUACCAGGAUAGAAUAUUUAUCGAACGCUUUGGUUCUCUCUAGAACCUCAAUCACAACUGACAAUCAGGGAAACAAGAUGCGAUUAUCGGAUGGAGCAGUUCCAAAUCGGGAUUUAUCAAUGACAAACGAAAAAAAGGAGGAAUGGUUACAGGAAUUGCAAGAUAAGAUCGACGUUGCUCAAAUUCAACAAAAGAUUAUGGACUCGAUAUUAGCUAAAUACGGAGAAAAUAAUGAAUUUGCUGUCCGCGCUAUUAAUCAGCUUAAUGAACAAUUGUAUGAUUUAACUCAACUGUACCAAGAUUUCGGAGAAAAGUUUAAACUAUGGGAUUGUCAAUUGAUCAUUAUGCAAGCUGCCAACCAUCGGGAUAAAGAUCUCAUUAAAGAAACUUGGACUCAAAUUCUUGAUGAAUUGUAUGGAAGCUUGCCCAAUUACAACAAUAUAGGAAUGUUAUUGGACAAGGUUUAUACGAUUGGCAAAAGAUUCGAAUGUAUUGCAGCGAACGAUAAUGGACUUAUUUCAUAUCAACAAUCAUUUCCCUUUUUUCCUACAAAGUUUUUGAUCCGCUAUCUCGAAAACAAAAGUUUCGAAUGGCGAACUCCUUCGACCGCUAUAGCGCAAACUUUUAUCAAACUCGGUUAUAACGCGGAAAAAAUUUUGCGUUUGUACAUUGAUCUCUACGAUAAAAAUAUUCAAAAUACGCCUUUCAACUUUCACCUGGCCCAUGUGAUUCUAUUAUUAAUAUCUCAUAUAUUCGUUAGUCGUGAAAAUUUGACUAUUAAUAACAGUCAAAAUAUAUUGAAUCAAUCCUUAAAUUUUACCGCUUCGUUGGUGAUAAAUUUGCAAAGUAAAGAUAUUGGCAGGGAUCAAAAGAUAUACGAAUUACUUUCCAAGGUGCAAGCUCAGUUAAGCAGAGAAUAAUUUGAAUUUUAUAAAAGCGCAUGUGAUUUCGAUUGAAAAAAAGCUAGUCUUUUUAUACAAGUUUGAGAUGUUUUUUAUAAACAACUAAAUUUUACGUUUCUACGCCUGUGAAAUAAA
Messenger RNA from Gordionus sp. m RMFG-2023, 4864 nucleotides. Its product is annotated as nuclear pore complex protein Nup155-like. Lineage: Eukaryota; Metazoa; Nematomorpha; Gordioida; Chordodea; Parachordodidae. Gene Ontology annotation, cellular component: nuclear pore inner ring; nuclear pore. The coding region runs from base 20 to 4747 and encodes 1575 amino acids. Gene Ontology annotation, molecular function: structural constituent of nuclear pore. Gene Ontology annotation, biological process: protein localization to nuclear inner membrane; RNA export from nucleus; transcription-dependent tethering of RNA polymerase II gene DNA at nuclear periphery. The record is from RefSeq and is a predicted model, not a curated record. The transcript is spliced from 27 exons.